AUCAGUGAAAGCAUUCAACAGUUCAUGGAAAGAGGUUUUUCGUUAUUACAAUUUUUCACUCGAUGUGGCUUAUUCUGUAUUUUAUGGAUUCUAUCCAAUUAUCUUCUCAUCUAUACCAUUCGAAAGCUUGAUACUACGGUUGUUAUAGCUCUUUUUGCUUGUUCCGUUUCCUUUGUAUACUUACUUUCCUGGGUUGUUUUACACCAGCAAUUUGUUGGAAUCAGAAUUGUUGGACUGAUACUUUGUAAUACAGGAACUGCGCUUUUGGCCUACAUGGAUGGUGUAAAUAGGACGACUCUUUCAAAUGUUUUGAUCGCAAUGAUUGCCUGUUGUGCUGCAGCUAUUUAUAAGGUAUUUUAUAAGCGAACCUUAGGAUACACAACAUUCGCUCAAACCUCAUUAUUUUUCACUUUGGUUGGUUUUAUGAAUGCCUUUCUCAUCUGGCCCAUGGUUUUGUUACUUUAUUUCACCGGAGCGGAAACACUCUCAUGGACUCAUAUUCCUUGGCUUCCGCUUUCAGGUGCUGCAGCCUUAAGUUUAAAUGCUAAUAUUUUGGGAAGCUUCGGUUUAUGUUGGACUUAUGAAAUAUUUUUAACCCUUGGACUUUUAUUUGCUAUCCCUUUCUCAGCUGUGAUCGAUGCAACUAUCUACAAAGUUAGCUUCAUAGAAAUGAAACUUGGUGGAAUAUUGUUGAUUAUGUUUGGAUUUGUAAUUGUUUUAUUGCCUGAUAAUUGGAACCAAUAUUUAGCCAACAUACUGCGAUCUCGAUUAGCUAAAUGGAAAAGAAAUGAACAGCUUAAAAAAAACGGAUCAAGGGUCCAGGAUACCUCGACGGCUCAACUAUCAAGACUGAGACACACCAAGUGGAAGAGUCAAAUGAUGAUUAAACCCAAAUUAUGGUAUUAAUUCUAAUAGCAAUGCAAGAAUGUCUUCAUCAACAUCAGCAUCUUCAACGAUUAAAACUUGAUUGAAAUAUAAAAAUCAACUGAUGUUAAAGAUGAGGCGAAGCCCGAGUGGGUUGCCCUGUGACCCAAAAUGUUGUCCUGAUCAAAACAAAAAUAUAAUCGCAUCAAACACACUUUUAAACACCAAACUAAAUAACCAAUGACAAUUUUAAAUAUAAUUUUGUCUAUCUUUUUUCUUGUUAUAAUUUAUAAAAGAUCAUUAUUUUAUUGUUAUUGCUAACUGUUAACUCUUUUUAUGAUUUUAUUUCUUUUGUUGUAAUAAGCUCCAUGUAAUGAUUAUGAUACUAUCAACAUGCAAUGUUAGGGCAAUCAAACGAGGAUAAGAAUUGUAAUUAUGCCUAAAAUAUUUCUUGCUACUCUCAUUUGCUUUCUCUAAACAAACAUUAUGGCAAUCAAUUUAAUUUAAUUACAAUUUCUUCUUGUUUCUCAUUCUAUUGAAAAAUAUUUCCAUUUCUGGGAAAUAUUUUACUCAAAAUGUAAGCAACGAAAAAUCAAAGUAUACUUACUUUAAUUUUUGCUAGUAGUUAAUCAAAACUGCUCACAUUAAAUGCUCUUAUUCUGUGAUUAAAA
Messenger RNA from Tetranychus urticae (two-spotted spider mite), 1535 nucleotides. NCBI's taxonomy places the organism in Eukaryota, Metazoa, Arthropoda, Arachnida, Trombidiformes, Tetranychidae. The record is from RefSeq and is a predicted model, not a curated record.